UAGUUUUUUCUCCUGCUCCCGCUUUGCUGGGGCUGUACAGCCAACGUUUCAAUAGGACGCAAUACUAAGAUCAGAUGGCAUUGCCUUGGUCCUCCACUCCAGAACAAUGCCAACCUGUGGCCAUGCUCCAAUCAGCUGAUCACCUCCUGUCCCUCCUGCUGGUAAUAGGUACAGGGAGCAGCAUGCCUAGCCCCCAGGCACCUCCCCAGGGCUGCUAUGUGGCAGAAGAAGCUGGUGAACGGACGUUCCGCUGCAGCCAGGCAGGCCUGAGUUCCGUGCCCACUGGCAUCCCCAAUGACACCCGUAAGCUCUACCUGGAUGCCAACCAGCUGGCCUCAGUGCCUGCUGGUGCCUUCCAGCACCUGCCUGUCCUGGAGGAGCUGGAUCUGUCCCAUAAUAUCCUUGCCCACCUCUCAGGGGCCGCCUUCCAGGGCCUGGAGGGCACGCUGCGCCACCUCGACCUCUCUGCCAACCAGCUGGCCUCGGUGCCAGUGGGGGCCUUCGUGGGGCUGCAGAUCCAGGUGAACCUGUCCUCCAACCCAUGGCGUUGCGACUGUGCCCUUCAGGAGGUGCUUAGGCAGGUGAGGCUGGCACCAGGCACUGGGACAGGCAUCGUGUGUGGCCCAGGAGCCCGACCAGAUCUGGUGGGGCAGGAGUUCCUGCCACUGGCAGGGGAGGAAGAGCUGUGUGGGGCAGGGCGGGGCGGAGCCCGGCGGAGCACUGAUGUGGCCCUGCUGGUCACCAUGGGGGGCUGGUUGGCACUCGUGGUGGCUUACCUGGUCCACUACAUGUGGCAGAACAGGGAGGAGACUCGACGCCCCCUCAAGCAGGUGCCCGUGCUACCCAUGUGCUCCAAGGACCCCUCCACCCUCAGCACAGCGGUCUAGGGACCAGGGCCAUGCCUCUGGCCCCAAGCCCCACACUCCUGCCUCUACGCCCUCUUGUCCUCUGACCCCCUCUGUCUCCUCUGCAGCCCCAUCCCAUCCCCCCUUCCUCUCUGUCUUCCCUGAACACCUGGUCCCUCUCUCUCUCUCAACCAACACCAUCUUUGGUGCCUGGAGUUUUGAUGCCUACUCUGCCUGGAUGGUGCUAGCCUCAGAGACCCAAAGCUGCCAAGUCCACAGUGGUGCGGGGCAUGACAGAUCCAAAAAUGACUGUAGGUGGUGUGUGUGCCAACUCGGAGGCAGCUGCAGGGGCACAGCGUGGGGCGCCUCUGCCUGGCUCAUCCCAAAGGCUUCACUGUAAGGACGGUGAACUGACUUUUCAAGAAUGAGAAGGACUUUGAGCAGAAGCGGAAGGACCCUAGCUGGAAGGCAGUGGACAAAGGCAAAGAUGUAAAACAGAUGGAAUGCUGGGGCGAAACGUGCCUGGGACUGGAACAGAGGCUGCAAAGAGGAGUGAGGGGAUAAUGGGAGCAAGCUGGAGGUGAGGUCAGGAAGCUGGGUGCAGCCAGAUUGAGGAGAACCCUGGGGGCUCCUCCUCUCCCUCUCUCCACCUCUACUGAGGCGCUCACCUCACUUACUUCGGCCUCUCUCUUGGCCCCGGGCUCUUCUCCCUGCUCCCUCUAUUGAGGAGCUGCUGGCUUAGGAUACCCUGCUUCCCUUUCCCAGCUCUCUGCCCCUCCCCCAUACACUGAAGGGCUUCCUGAGCCCUUUCCCUUGGGGGAAAAGUGGUCUCCCCUCUGCCUGAGCUGGGGAUGGGUCACUGGGAGCCGAGGGGAGGCGGGGGAGCUAGGA
Manis javanica (Malayan pangolin) is the source of this 1736-nucleotide messenger RNA. RefSeq names its product leucine rich repeat containing 3C (gene LRRC3C). Gene Ontology annotation, molecular function: protein binding. Gene Ontology annotation, cellular component: plasma membrane. The record is from RefSeq and is a predicted model, not a curated record. Lineage: Eukaryota; Metazoa; Chordata; Mammalia; Pholidota; Manidae.